AAACAAGUGGGCGUUUCAAACAUGGCAGAUACUACAAGCAACAGGAACGCACUUGAAAUAAAGCUUACAGGAACGAAAAAAGGACUUGGUAUAACUAUAGUUGGUGGACACAACCCUAACAAGCCAGAAGAAGGCUCUGGCAUUUACAUUAAGGAUAUUUUGACUGGUCGUCUGGCACAUGAGAAUGGUAAAUUAAAAAUUGGAGACCAGUUGCUGCAGGCAAAUGAUGAGAGUUUGGUUGAUAUAUCAAAUGAAAGAGCUGUUGAAAUAUUAAGAUCUUGUGCUGCUACUGACACAAUAAGUUUACUUAUAGCCCGUGAUGAGAUUGCACAAACUGAAUAUCAAAGGCUCUCAGUUCCAAACAAGGCACAAUCAGAUGCAGACUAUGAGGAUAAUAGGACUGACCCAGAAACUGGAGGAGAUGAGGAGAAUGGGUCCCUCACUCCAGUCUCUUAUACUAGUGAUUCAAGCAGUGAAGAAGAGCAGAGGACCAGCGUAGAUCCAAUGCAGCUUUCAUCAAGAAAUAGGCCACUCUCUGCCAUUUCUGAUGUUUCAGGCCCACCUCCUCCUCUACCAAGCUCACCACCACCAGAUGAUGAUGCUAAUAACAAUACAGUAUUAUCCGCAUAUGAGCCAAGACAAGCUGAAAUCAAUCUCUCAAUGGCUGGCAGUGAGGUGGCAGCAAUUGCAGCAAGAAGGAGACCACUUCAAGAUGAGAAAGAAGCUGCAGGCUCUACUAGUAUUCCAACAGCAACAGUUCAUACUGAUGUACCUGCUGUAACUGUUAGUAACGUACAACCUGCUUUGUGGACUGAGAGAUAUAUUCCAUCACCCGAGGGGACACCCACUAGGGCAAUGUUUAGCUUACCUUCUGAUGCUCCAGCCACAUAUAUAAAAAGAAAUGCUUCAGGCCCUAAGAUUGAGAACAAGAGAAUAUCACCACAAGAAAUAACCGAGUUAGCUAAGUCAAGGGGCGAAGAAACUGAUGACAAAGGGACAAAGAAACGCGGACAACUUUCUGGGCCUGAUUACAAAAGACUCUCAGUUGAUCCUCGGAAUAAGUUUGCCUUCAGUAAACUGAUACUGGCAUUGAAUUAUAUUGAGGAAAAAGGAAUUACAUCAGAGCAAGAGGAAAAGAUUAGGGACUCUCUUAAUGUUGAUUCAGAUGGCAAGGUUGUUUAUGAUGAAUUUGUUAAAGUUGUUCAACGCCUGUUACCGGCUAUCGAAUUGGAUCGGGUUAAACUUGUCGAGGCACUUCAAAAGAAAAUACCAGUGCCAGAAUUUGCUCCAAAACCACAGCCAAACUUUCAAACAACUAUUAUAUCCCGUGAAGAUCCCAAAGAAGAUGCAGGAGCUGUUCCAAUGGUUCAAAACAUUGCCUAUAAACCAUUGGCUCACCAAGACAGCCAAGUUGUUGAGCAGUUGCGAUUAGCUAUAGCAAAGAGAGACAGUGCUAUGAAAGAAGUUGAGCAUCUCAAAGCAAAACUGAAACAAGAGACAAUUGAGAAAGAGAGAGCAAUGGCAGCCAAUGCUAGAUGGAAUGAGGAGAGAGAGACACUUAGAGACCGGUUGUCAGAUAAGGAGAAAGAAAUAGAGAGUCUGGCAAAGAAAGUGAGAGAGCAAAAAACAAAGAUUGAGAAACUGACUACUAGUGACAAUUGUAAGAAAAUAGCCUCGCAGGAUUGCGAGUUGAGGAAAAAGAAUGACACACUUAGAAGAUAUCAAGUAGCUACAGAGCAGCUCUCCCAGUUUUUGGAAAAAUGCCAAGAAGUACUUGCUAACUCUGACACAGAGCAAAUAGUGUAUCAUCCACAAGGAAGAGGCGACUUUGUUACUAGGGGAGAUCCCAUCACAGGGAAUCCCCGCCCACCUCCUUUCGUUUCGAAAAAUGCUCGUAAAUCCGCCAACACUCUAGCACAAGAAGCCAAAGAAACUAUGCUGGCAGUUAAACGCAUACUAAGUGCUGGAGUAGAGUUGCCAGAAGGCUGGGAAGUGGCAUAUACAGCAGACGGGGAGAAAUACUACAUUAACCACGGGAACCGAAAAACAAGUUGGGAACAUCCUGAAACAAGGUUAUCCACAGGAGGAGGAGGAGGAGGAGGAGGUGAUCAAAAUGCAAAGACGAAACCAUACUCUAAAGCAGUGAAACAACGCUAGAGCAGCUAACAACUAACACACACCAUACAGACUGUAUUAAGUAUACUCUUAAGUUCUAUUAUAAUUAUAUUAGAGACUAUCUUGUUGGUGAUAUUUUUUAACAUACAACUUUGUAUAAUGUA
Messenger RNA from Amphimedon queenslandica, 2279 nucleotides. Its product is annotated as syntaxin-binding protein 4-like. The coding region runs from base 22 to 2157 and encodes 711 amino acids. The record is from RefSeq and is a predicted model, not a curated record. Gene Ontology annotation, molecular function: protein binding. NCBI's taxonomy places the organism in Eukaryota, Metazoa, Porifera, Demospongiae, Haplosclerida, Niphatidae. The transcript is spliced from 19 exons.